Messenger RNA from Lotus japonicus, 1289 nucleotides. RefSeq names its product glycolipid transfer protein 2-like. Gene Ontology annotation, molecular function: ceramide 1-phosphate binding; ceramide 1-phosphate transfer activity. Gene Ontology annotation, cellular component: cytoplasm; cytosol; membrane. Lineage: Eukaryota; Viridiplantae; Streptophyta; Magnoliopsida; Fabales; Fabaceae. Bases 53 to 709 code for a protein of 218 amino acids. The record is from RefSeq and is a predicted model, not a curated record. Gene Ontology annotation, biological process: intermembrane lipid transfer; ceramide transport. The transcript is spliced from 6 exons.
ACUCAUCCAUAUCAAAGAACAGAAAGAGAGAGAACGAAGAAAGCUAGUUGAAAUGAAGAGUAGUAGGAGAGAUAUGGAGAAGAGGUCGGAGAUUAGCUGUGCAAUUGAAGAGCUUUCUGUGGUGGUUAUAGUGAAAAAUCAUGAGUCUCCCCACAUUCCCAUCAAACCUUUCCUCUCUAUAUGUUAUUUGGUUCUACAAGUUCUAGAUAAGAUAGGUCCAUCAAUGGCUGUUUUGAGACAAGAUGUAUACCAGAAUAUUAAGAGACUAGAACUGAUGCAUGAAACAAAUCCCUCUGUGAAUUCAAAUGUGGUUGAAAUUUUGAAAUCAGAAGUCAGAGAAGGCAAUGCACGAAACGGGUCUAACUGCACUAAGGCCUUUGUUUGGCUUACUAGGGCUCUGGAUUUCACCUCUUCACUAUUACAAGCACUACCAAAAGAUCCAGAAAAGAAUAUGAAGCAACUAGUGGAAGAGUCUUAUGAUAUAACUUUAAAACAAUGGCAUGGGUGGAUUUCAUCAUCUGCUUUUAGAGUGGCCCUAAAACUAAUCCCAGAACGUAAGACUUUCAUGGAUCUCCUUAAGACAGAAGAUGAAAACCAUGAUACCCUAAAAGAGAAAAUGCAGAUAUUGGCUUCCUUGUUUGUGCCUGUUCUUGAGGACAUCCAUUGUGUUAUAAGAUUGUAUAACCUGGACACCAUGAAGUCAACGUAGUGUCAAACUUAUGUUUUGUGUAUUUGUCUUCCUUUAAGUUGUAAUAUAAAUAAGUUGUAUUCUAAAAUGGAGUUGUCUAAGAUACAAAUCAAGUGUUGUAUAUAUGGAAAAAGAAUGUUCAGUAAGGAACUUCUUUCAAACUCUUCAUCUACAAAUUUCUGUAUCACAAACUGGAUUGGACGGGUAAAACCUUAGCAAUAGGACCUGCCCAAUACGUGCUUGUAGAGGGAGAUUCCCCUCAAGACGACAUAGGGUUGUGACGAGCAGAAUCUAUCAAGUGGGCUCAAGGGCGAGCUAUCAAUAUUCAGAUCUUGGGAGCGCCCUUCGAUGGAUGCUUAUAAAGGCGCUCCCCCUCGCACUCCUGGAGGGGCGGCCUCCUAGCUUAAGGCCUAAUCCUGUUAAAGUGAGUUUUGGCUUAGACAUCAGCUUGUAAGGGCUCUUUGGCUGAUUGUAUGAGGUCCAAGAGUCCAGCUAGGUUUAAGAUUUAGGCUUUGGCUCCUUCCCACUAUAAAGGGAAGAUCCUAUCUUGUAAUUGGGGUUGGCUCAUUUUUAUACACUAAGGCGGCUAGGUUGUUAGGGA